Chrysoperla carnea is the source of this 1586-nucleotide messenger RNA. RefSeq names its product protein shifted (gene shf). Gene Ontology annotation, molecular function: signaling receptor binding. Gene Ontology annotation, cellular component: cell surface; extracellular region. The record is from RefSeq and is a predicted model, not a curated record. The transcript is spliced from 7 exons. Lineage: Eukaryota; Metazoa; Arthropoda; Insecta; Neuroptera; Chrysopidae. Gene Ontology annotation, biological process: anatomical structure development. The coding region runs from base 252 to 1337 and encodes 361 amino acids.
UGUACACUUAUAAAUAAGUCAUGUCUAUUUAUGUCAACUGAAUUUGUAAAUAAAUUUUUUUUUUUUAAAUAAAAACAUCAAGAAGUUUCAGAACCGAUUCACACACAUGUUCUUGUAACAAAAACUAACAAAUACGAAGCCGUUCUGUGAGAAUUAAUUUUAGAACAAAUGUUUUGAAAUCGAAUUUUUCAUUUUAUAGAGAAUUUGAUUUUUGAGUGUGAAGAAAAGUUUGGAAAAGCUGUACGGAUUCUAUGGUCAUGUUGAGGACAUUACUGUUGCUAACAGUAACUGUUUACAUUUCGCAUAGUUCGCUUCGAGGUGAUCCAAACAGUAAUAAAAAUGAUGGUGGUGACCUCGCGUUAUGGAUUGAUGAACAACAAGUUAAAAUGUUUAGCGGUCUUUCUAUGCAAAUAUACGCAAUUGUAAAUGGUACAGUUUUACCAUACGUAUUGGAUCCAAAUUUAAAUAAAUAUCUUCCAAUAAUUCCGGCUGAAGUUGGCUACGUAAAUUUUACAUGGAAAGCUGGAUUAAAUAAUUAUCGAUACAGUUUUGAUAAUUUACAAUCGUUUGAUGAGGCAAUACUUAAACCACCAGUGAUUUCGAUUAAAACGAAAGGUCGUAUACCGAAAAAACCGAAAGAAUUCAGUGUGCUGUUACCAUGCAGUGGAAAUAUAUCGGGUUUGGCUGCGUUCAGUAUUAGUUUAGAAAUUAAACGGAAGGGUGGUAAAGUUCUAGAUGGUACCCCAUUGAAAUUAAAGUUGCGUAAAGAAUGUGCUCAGAGGGGACCGGAUCCCGAAUGUGACAAAAAAUGUUUAAAUCGUGGCUGGUGUAAUCACGAUAAAAUUUGUCAGUGCCAAGAAGGUUACAUGGGUCAGUAUUGUAGUAUGGCAUUAUGUUAUCCAAGAUGUAUGAAUGGGGGUAAUUGUACAUCACCAGGAGUCUGUAGUUGUCCGCCUGGAUUCCAAGGACGUCAUUGUGAAGGGGGAAUUUGUACAGAAAAAUGUAAGAAUGGUGGAAAAUGUGUUCAAAAGGAUACGUGUCUAUGCUCCAAAGGAUAUUUGGGCGCUCAAUGUGAAGUUUCAAGAUGCGUGAUUCCAUGCUUAAAUGGAGGACGUUGUCGCGGUACAAACAAAUGCAAAUGUAACGCUGGUUUUCGUGGUGAUCAUUGUGAAAUUGGACGAGUUGUUAGCCAACGAUCGAUGUGUAGUCGACCCUGUCGACAUGGUACAUGUCGUCCGGAUAAUACAUGUUUAUGUGAUCCUGGCUGGACUGGACGACAUUGUCAAAUACGUAAGCGACAAAUGGAUCCGCAAGAAUUUCUGGACAGUGAAACGUAAAAUGUUAUAUUUUUCGUAUAUAUAUAUUUUUUAAAGUGCCAAAGUGGGGUUUUACUGUAUUUUUUUUUAUAGUUCAACAGUUUUUUCUUUCCAAUAAGGUACCAUAAAUUUUUUUUGACGGUACUCAAUUUAAAUAGUAUAUGUAGUUAAUUAUUUUGGAAUACAAAUUUUGGAUGUGCCAUUAUUCGUUUUUAUUAUAUAUAAAAAGAAAAAACUGUGGAUAUUGGAGCUAUAUUUACCCCCAAGUGA